AUGGCGAAGAAGAUAUCCAAGCAUUCGCGUGCGGCCCGUCGGGGAGAAAUCAGUGAAAUAACCGGAGAGGCAAAAGAUCUUGAAAAUGUUCCUCGUUUGGAAAAAACUGACACCAUAGGACCGAUGAUUCGUGCAUCUGCAUCGAAAAACGAACACUUAUUGCGCCAGAAAAUGGAAAGAAAAACUUCAAAGAGCAAGUCGGCUAUCUCCAAAGCGAUUAAGACUAGAAGGAAAAAAGCGGUUAUUAUUGACGGAAGACUUGGGUCUAAAAUCGAGGCCAGCAUCAACAGAGCAAAGGAAAUUCAGUCCAUGAGAAAAGCUAAUUGGGAUACAAUAAAUAAGCAAGUUAAGGAAGCAGUGAAAGGCAAACCGUUAUACAAUAACGACAGAGGCCAAACUGAAGGACAUAAGGAUGCCACAGAAGAUGAUAGUGACUGGGAAAAUAUGGAUGAAGAAGAAGAAUCAAACGAUCUGGUGUCCACUAAUAAAUUUGCGCUAUUGGAGGAAGUUGAGGCAUAA
This is a messenger RNA of Ogataea haglerorum, 519 nucleotides long. RefSeq lists its product as uncharacterized. Lineage: Eukaryota; Fungi; Ascomycota; Pichiomycetes; Pichiales; Pichiaceae. Bases 1 to 519 code for a protein of 172 amino acids. The transcript has a single exon. Gene Ontology annotation, biological process: ribosomal large subunit export from nucleus. Gene Ontology annotation, cellular component: preribosome, large subunit precursor; nucleolus. The record is from RefSeq and is a predicted model, not a curated record.